UCGUGAUUCUGAAUUCGGGCUAACUUCACUUCCUUGUUCUCGCGUCAUCAUGACGUCAUUUCCUUGCGCUGAACUUCAGUAUAGAUAAGUUCAGCUACCCUACAGCUCAUUUCCAGCUAUUUCGGUUCACUCUCGAGAUUUGGUCUGCAGCACAGAAUGGCAGUGGACUGGUGGGGCUUCGCCUACGCUGCAGCUCUCGCGCUGGGCGGCUUUAUGGGCUAUAAAAGAAGAGGAAGUGUGGUGUCUUUAAUUGCCGGACUCUUCUUUGGAAGUGUGUCUGCAUAUGGAGCAUAUAAAAUAUCAAAUGAUCCACAUGAUUACUGGACCUUUCUAACCGCCGCCGGUGUACUGACACUUGUGAUGGGAAUGAGAUUCAGGAAAUCUGGAAAAUUAAUGCCUGCAGGAAUCACGGCAGGACUCAGCCUCCUGAUGGUUUUGCGGAUUUUGAUCUACUAAGUGUUCAUGGACAGACCACUUCUCACAACAUCUACUUUGUUCAUUUCACACGUUUUAAUCACCCAACUGUAUCUUGAACAUUCCAAAUAAAUCUGUUCGUUACAGAG
Messenger RNA from Cyprinus carpio (common carp), 563 nucleotides. RefSeq names its product transmembrane protein 14A-like. Gene Ontology annotation, cellular component: mitochondrial membrane. The record is from RefSeq and is a predicted model, not a curated record. Gene Ontology annotation, biological process: regulation of heme biosynthetic process. The coding region runs from base 157 to 456 and encodes 99 amino acids. The transcript is spliced from 5 exons. Lineage: Eukaryota; Metazoa; Chordata; Actinopteri; Cypriniformes; Cyprinidae.